GUCCGUGCUUUUUUAACCAAACAAUGUCGGAGAUUUCAUUUGUGACAAGGUUUUAAUAGUCACAACUCACAAACGAUUCACUUUCUCUUUCUUCCCACUAAUAAUAGAAGAGAGAAGAAACAGUGUGAGAGAGAGAGGAGAAAACUAAACCCUAAACCAAAACAUGUCUCUUCAUUCUCCAUUGAUUGUUGAAGAAACAAAACAGAAAAACAAGAAAGAAGAAGAAAGAAGAGAAUUGGUUGAAGAAGUGAAGAAACAGUUAUGGCUAUCAGGGCCAUUGAUAUCAGUUGCAUUUUUAAAUUUUGGUAUCAAUCUUAUUUCAGUUAUGUUUGUUGGUCAUCUUGGUGAGUUACCUCUCUCUGGUGCUUCCAUGGCUACUUCUUUUGCUGCUGUCACUGGUUUCACUUUAUUGCAAGGAAUGGCCAGUGCCUUGGACACAUUAUGUGGACAAUCAUACGGCGCAAAACAAUACCGCAUGUUAGGCGUACACAUGCAGAGAGCAAUGUUCAUUCUUAUGAUCGUUGCGAUUCCCCUCGCGGUUAUUUGGGCAAACACAAAAUCUAUUCUUAUUUUACUUGGCCAAGAUCCUGAAAUAUCUAUAGAAGCUGGCAACUAUGCUAGGUUAAUGGUUCCAUCCCUUUUUGCGUAUGGUCUUCUACAAUGCCUCAACAGAUUCUUACAGGCUCAAAAUAUUGUAUUUCCAAUGAUGUUAAGCUCUGUGGUGACAACUUUAUUUCAUCUUCCUGUUUGUUGGUUUAUGGUAUACAAGUCAGGAUUAGGUAGCGGAGGGGCCGCCAUAGCAAAUUCUAUAUCCUAUUGGCUCAAUGUUACCAUACUCAUACUCUAUGUCAAGUUUUCUCCUUUAUGUAAAAAAACAUGGAAUGGCUUUUCAAAGGAAGCACUUGCAUUGACAAAUAUCCCAAUUUUUAUGAAGCUUGCCAUUCCUUCGGCUAUAAUGGUUUGCUUGGAAUUGUGGUCAUUUGAAUUGAUGGUUCUUCUUUCCGGUCUUCUUCCAAAUCCAAAGUUGGAAACAUCAGUGCUUUCUAUUUGUAUGAAUACAGCAGGAGCUAUUUGGAUGAUCCCCCUUGGACUUAGUGGAGCUACAAGUAUUCGUGUCUCAAAUGAACUCGGGGCUGGUCAUCCACGGGCUGUACGUUUGGCAGUGAAUGUCGUUGUAGUGAUUGCCAUUAUUGAGGGCAUCUUAGUUGGAGCUGUGAUUAUACUAAUUCGCAAUAUAUUGGGAUACGCUUAUAGCAAUGAAGAAGAAGUUGUCAAAUAUGUAGCAACUAUGUUGCCUAUUAUUGCAGUAUCCAACUUUCUGGAUGGACUUCAAUGUGUUCUUUCAGGCACUGUUAGAGGAGUUGGUAGGCAAAAUAUUGGCGCAUAUGUCAAUCUCGGGUCUUACUAUUUGGUAGGGACUCCAGCAGCCGUUGUAUUAGCUUUCGUAUUGCAUAUUGGUGGGAAGGGACUAUAUCUGGGGUUCAUAUGUGCACUCAUUGUUCAAGUAUUUUCUCUAACAAUCAUUACAGUACGCACUGAUUGGGAGAAAGAGGCAAAGAAGGCUACCGAUAGAGUUUAUGAUUCAAUAACAACAGAGAGCUUAGUCUCAUGAAGAAUGAGAUUUUUUGUUUAGUUUUCUUACGUACUAGGAUUUGAACGAUCACAUUGUUUACCUUUCCCUUACGUACUUGUAUCAUGAGAAAUAUAAGAUGCGUUGGAACCUGGAAUCGUCCAAACUAAUUGGCCAUGCUAAUCGGUUAUGCUUCCUAUUCUGUAUAUUGCAACAACACCAUUUAUUGUGAAGGCCACAUUUGUACCCUCUACACUUCGUUUUAAUUCUCAUCUCUGUGCUUUUUAUGGCUGCACAAUCACAAUUGGAGGCCUCACAUAUAAAUUAGACAACAGGAUCCCA
Messenger RNA from Medicago truncatula (barrel medic), 1912 nucleotides. RefSeq names its product protein DETOXIFICATION 16. Gene Ontology annotation, molecular function: xenobiotic transmembrane transporter activity; antiporter activity. Lineage: Eukaryota; Viridiplantae; Streptophyta; Magnoliopsida; Fabales; Fabaceae. Gene Ontology annotation, biological process: xenobiotic detoxification by transmembrane export across the plasma membrane. The record is from RefSeq and is a predicted model, not a curated record. Gene Ontology annotation, cellular component: membrane. Bases 164 to 1612 code for a protein of 482 amino acids. The transcript has 8 exons.